Messenger RNA from Esox lucius (northern pike), 1942 nucleotides. RefSeq names its product sphingomyelin phosphodiesterase acid like 3B (gene smpdl3b). Gene Ontology annotation, molecular function: sphingomyelin phosphodiesterase activity. Lineage: Eukaryota; Metazoa; Chordata; Actinopteri; Esociformes; Esocidae. The record is from RefSeq and is a predicted model, not a curated record. Bases 319 to 1695 code for a protein of 458 amino acids. The transcript has 8 exons. Gene Ontology annotation, biological process: sphingomyelin catabolic process.
AACACAGAGUAAACACAGAGUGCCCUGUGCACAUUUAGGGUUAACUGUCUUGCUCAAGGACAGAUCAACAAUCACCUGCUGGCUUGUGGAAUCAUUCAAUCUUUUUAACCGACCUGAAUGAUGAAAAAACAUCUGUAUUCUUCGCUUGCUAUGAUUUACAACAGAGCUGUUCCACCAUUUUUUUUAAUAGAGGGUUCAGCUUGAUAUUUGACGCAACACUCAAUAGAGAUAACAGCGCACGUGUGUGCUUCGUCUGCCCAGCCUAUAUUCCGCAUGAUUUAGUGCUUUCUCAAGUACUUUUCCAGCUCAGAGUGCACUAUGGCUACAAUAAGGACAGUCCUCUUGUCCUCUCUUCUUUUCUCACGCGGGGACGUUUUGCAGUUGUCAGGUAACUUUUGGCACAUUACAGAUAUUCACUGGGACCCAACCUAUAAACUCACUGACAAUCCUGAGCUUGUGUGCGCUUCCAGUGGUAAACGCCCUGCAUCAAGGGCCGGUAAAUAUGGAGAUUAUCUUUGUGAUGCACCAUGGCAACUUAUCAACUCCUCGAUCUAUGCAAUGAAAAACAUCCUGCCAGAUCCAGAUUUUAUCUUCUGGACCGGAGAUGACACACCACAUGUCCCAAAUGAGGAUUUGAGAGAAGAGGAUGUUCUCUCCAUAAUUGGCAACCUCACCCACAUAAUAAAGCAUGUAUUUCCAAGUACUAAAGUGUACUCCGCUCUGGGGAAUCAUGACUACCAUCCGAAGAGCCAGCUACCUGCAGCCCAGAAUUACAUGUAUGAGCAGAUAACACACCUGUGGCAGAGCUGGUUGGAACCAGAGUCUCAAACAACCUUCCGCACAGGAGGAUAUUAUACAGAGAAGCUGCUGAACCGACCAGGUUACAGGGUAGUGGUCCUAAACACCAACCUGUAUUAUGACCAAAACAAGGUCACAGAAGAAAUGGACGAUCCAGCCGGCCAAUUCAACUGGAUGGACCAAGUUCUUAUAAAAGCUGCUAAUGACCACGAAAAGGUCUACAUCACUGGUCAUGUUCCACCAGGAUUCUUUGAGAAGAAGCGCAGUAAGGCUUGGUUUCGAUCCCACUUCAACAAACGCUACCUAGACUUAAUCCAGAAGCAUCACAACAUCAUAAUUGGGCAGUUUUUCGGUCAUCAUCACACGGACAGCUUCCGGAUGUUCUACAGCUCCGGAGAUGGUUCCCCCAUUAGUACCAUGUUCUUGACACCUGGGGUCACUCCCUGGAAGACGACCCUGCCUGGGGUCAUAGAUGGAGCCAACAACCCUGGGAUACGCAUCUUUGAAUAUGACACCCAAACCCUUCUCGUCAAAGACUUUGUGACCUUCUAUCUGAACCUGACUCAUGCCAACAAGGCUAAGGCACGUUGGGAGAAAGAGUACCGCCUCACGGAGAGCUUCCGAGUGCCGGAUGCCUCCCCAGCCUCCAUGCACCACGUCCUAAAGCGCAUGGCAGACAACCACCGCUACCUACAGAAGUAUUACGAGUUCAACUCAGUGAAUUAUGACCUGACUGAGUGUGACAAUGACUGCCGUAUCGACCAUGUGUGUGCUGCUAUGGAGGUAGACUUUCAGAGGUAUGACUCCUGUGUGAACAACAAGGGGCCCAUGUUAACCAACAAUGCCUGGUCACCGGUUCUCUGUCUGGCAGUCAGCGUGGUCUGGGCAAACUGUUAGCUCUGUACUUCAGAGACAAGGAGCCCCAGACAUCAUUGUCUUCCAGGGAACAAAAGACUAUAAGACCGAAACGCUGUUUUCGGCCAACUGCGUUUUUCUUCCAAAGGUUGCCAAACAUGUUUAGCUAUUUUCAAUUAUUUAAUCAGUUAUAUUAAUUUAAGCAUGUUUAACUUCAUUUCUGUCCAAAUGUCUAAUUUUCCAAUUAUAUGAUUGACAUUUGUUUUAACAACAGUGGUGCAUGCUCCAA